Messenger RNA from Peronospora matthiolae, 1185 nucleotides. NCBI's taxonomy places the organism in Eukaryota, Oomycota, Peronosporomycetes, Peronosporales, Peronosporaceae. The record is from the annotation of a GenBank genome assembly.
AUGAGGUUUUACCUCUUUGCCCUCUUCCUCGCUGUCGUCAUGCUGCCUGCACGUGCUGAUCUUGCUUUGGUUUUCGGGGCAUCUGGGGAUCAAGCAACACCAAGUCUGGAGUACAAUAACUCCAUGGGACAUCAGGCGACUAACGCUUCUGUCGGCCUAGAACAAGAAGAUCGAAACAAUGUCGGUCUUGACAAGGUCGCAGGUCUACUGGUACCGACACGGUUCAAGCAGCUGCAAGGACUCCCUCGGAUCGAUGAUUCAGUGAAAGACGCCUUCGAGACUUUAGGACUCAACUCCAUGCCGAUCAGCAGGGAUGAAAUUAUCCAGGAACACUUGGUGACCAACUUCUUCUCGAGUCGCGAAUUCAAUCGCUGGGCCAAGCACGUUGCCAGGACAAACAAGCAGGACCGUUACGCUGCGAUGUUUGACGUUCUGCAGGCUACCUUCAACGAGAAAAACGUGGCUACACUCAUCAUACUGGCGAAGGAUUCAUGGAGGACACACAAGCUUGGCGAGAAGCUGGAGACAGCGCAGUUUGAGUGGUGGUUCUCGCAGGGAUACGGGCCAGAUUACAUUCUGAUGAGGAUACUUGACAUACGACGACAGUAUUUGCCGCAUCACAGUCGGCUAGAUAGUAUACAUCGACGCUACAGCGAUUUCUUCGACGCGAAAAGCAAUCUCCCGGGACCCAAAGAGUCUGCCGGCAGCGCCUACGAGGUCUUGAGGCUGAAGUCCCUGUUGGAACCCAAAGUUGGAUAUUCCAAGAAAGAGCUAGUAGUCGAGUACUUUUCAAGUCGAAAAUUCAAGCGCUGGACUGACCACGUCACCAAGAAAAGCAAGAAGGGCCGGGACGUUGCGAUGUUUGAAGUUCUCGUGAGCGUUCACAAGGAGAGAGAGGUGGCUAAAAUGCUUGCGCUGGCAAACGAUUCACGGAGGACACGCUUAAUUGGCAUGGCGCUUGAAACGACGCAGUUCAGGUGGUGGGUUUGGAAGGGGUACCAGUCAGCUGACCUUCCGAAAAAAGUCUUUGGGUUGACGAUCGAGGACAUGCCCGAUAAUCCAUGGCUACAACGUCUAUGCAAACGAUACAGCAAGUUCACAGAAAAGCAGACGACAGCUCCCAUCCCGGUGGUCGUAAUCAUGCAUCCAAGUAGCAAACGGGAGGAGAAGCUCCGUUCGCCAUGA